AAGCAGUCGCGCUUGCGUACUUACAUAUGUUCAUCGUGUUCGUCGUUGUGGUGGUCACGGUUCGGAGAUAGUAAGUGUGCAACAAUAGAAUAGGACUUAUUGAGUAAAGCAUUUAUGGAAAGUGAGCGAAAGUGAUAGAGUGCCAUGAUAAAGUUAUACGAGUGGACAAUUGAAUCUUAUAAUUGAAAGUCCAUAAAAAAAAAGGUGCGUUCACGAUAAAGGUGUCGAAGAAGUGAAUCGUGAUUGGUGAAUCUUAGACGGCCAUUAUUGUGCGCCAUUCGGUCUCCGGUGCAGAUCCGCGCAGCGAAAGGGCAGAUGCCCUUACGCGGUUCGUGUUCCCAUUGCAACAGUAGCAACCGCAGCGCCGUCAACAACACGACAACGAUAACGACGACAGUAGCGCCAUCAGCGCGACCGCCAUCGCAGCGAAAAGAAACAGUAUUCCUUUGAGGAAAGAAGAAAUGCCUGUAGGUUCGCGAUCAGUGGCGCGACCAAAGAUGGAGGCCACGUCCAGUUUGUAACACGCAGCCAAGUCUCGUUCAAAGCGCACCAACGGAGCCACGAAGCGCUCCUCGAGUCGGCUGUCCAAAGUCGCUUUUGCCCCGUGCUACUUUUCUUCGUGAGCCCCGCGAGGCUGGAGAAUGGAGCUACGCGUUGGAAAUAAGUACCGGCUCGGACGGAAAAUCGGGAGUGGCUCCUUUGGCGACAUUUAUCUAGGUACCAAUAUCUCAACCGGCGAGGAAGUCGCCAUCAAACUAGAAUGUAUAAAAACGCGGCAUCCGCAGUUACACAUAGAAUCCAAGUUCUACAGGAUGAUGCAAGGUGGUGUUGGAAUACCAACUAUAAAAUGGUGUGGUUCAGAAGGUGACUACAAUGUAAUGGUAAUGGAGCUACUAGGUCCAUCAUUGGAGGAUCUAUUUAAUUACUGUUCAAGAACUUUUUCUUUGAAAACAGUCUUGCUUCUCGCCGAUCAAUUGAUAAGUAGAACGGAUUAUAUUCACAGUCGCAAUUUUAUCCAUCGAGACAUCAAACCAGAUAAUUUUUUGAUGGGCUUGGGAAAAAAGGGAAAUCUCGUAUAUAUUAUAGAUUUUGGAUUGGCCAAAAAAUAUCGCGAUGGCCGUACUCACAAACACAUACCGUAUCGAGAAAACAAGAAUUUAACAGGAACAGCCAGAUAUGCGAGUAUUAAUACACAUUUGGGAAUUGAACAAUCACGACGAGAUGACCUUGAAUCCUUGGGAUAUGUUCUUAUGUAUUUCAAUAGAGGUAGCUUACCUUGGCAAGGUCUGAAAGCGGCAACUAAACGACAGAAAUACGAACGUAUUUCUGAAAAGAAAAUGUCUACACCCAUCGAAGAAUUAUGCAAGGGUUAUCCUGUUGAGUUCGUGCAAUAUCUAAGGUAUUGUCGAGGACUACGAUUCGAGGAAAGGCCGGACUAUUCGUAUCUUCGGCAACUUUUCCGGACGUUGUUCCACGAAGAAGGCUUCACAUACGAUUAUGUCUUCGAUUGGAACAGGCUGAAAUUCGGUAACGUGAGGCAACAAACAUUGUCUUCGACACAACAAACACCGAUGCAGUCGCAACAUACGAAUGCAGCGCUGCCUUCUGGGACUAAUAAUGAUCAAGAGCAUCGAUCUAGACCUUACACCCGGCAGUGUUUGGCAAACAUAUCAGUGGGAACAGUGGGUCCGACUGUAGGUGGAACAACUACAAAUUUGAGAAGCAUGCGGCAAAAACGCGAGGCGAUAGACGCUCUUCGCGAUCAGGACAAUCAGGAGAGCGAUCUUCAAGGUAAACCACAGUUCUACCCAAAAUUAUCUUCUAAGCCGGUUAUAACCCAGCAAAAAAUGCGGCUCGAACAUCCGCAGCUAACUAGCAACGAAACGCCACGCGCGAAUCCGUGUCAGUUCAGUACAUUUAAAUCAUCACCGGUUAGAAUAGCGCCGGAUGCGUCCCUGGACAUUGCGGGUCUUAAUUUAGGACCCCGCGAAACGACUUCGAAUCGUGCCGAAUUGAACUGCACCACGUCCCGUGACUAUUCAGUGAACAGAUUGCCCGAUGGUAGUCCGAAUGCAUCAUUUCGUCAACCGGAUAAACAGAGUUAUUUUUUUCAGUCAUAUAAAACCGAGAAAGACUUCGAGAUGAUGAUGUUUGAUCGUCCUGUUCACGAUGAGAAAAAAGUUGAUCACGGGGAUGAUGCGGUGGCAUCCGGUGGCUCGUUGAAUUGUUUCAGUAGCGUAGAGAGGGAGAAAGGCGGUGAUCACGAUGACAAGAAGCAAAAAGGUUCCACGCUCGGUGGCCGCCAUCACAUCUCGACUCACGAUGCUCGUCGAGAUUCUGGAAACGUGGAAUUCCUUGAAAAAGAAGGCGAAAUUUUCAAGAUAAGCAGUAGUGAAUUAUUGCAAGAUGCGUCGGCGAAAAAGAAACGAAACUUUUCUUUCAGUAACAAAGAGAAGACGCACAGAAGUUUAGAGUCGUUGGAAAGAAGCAUAGAUUUGUCGGCUAAAGAUUCAAAGAGUUUAGAUCUGUUGUUCGAGGAACGAUCGAAAGCAUUUUUUCAUGGGAAACAAAGAAGUCUGGAUUCUUCCCAGAAGUCAAAAAAGUCAAUGGAUUCGUCCGCCAACAAAGCGCGAAAGCGGCCGAAUUUCUUUCAACGUGUUCGAAGAAGCUGGCAUUUUUUACUCAUGCAGCGCAGAAUCAAGCAACGAAAUAAAUAUGAACGGCCGCUAAGCGGUCGAGAAAAAUGCGAAUAUUUUUUGCGCCGACUCCAUAAAAAUGAUUGCCCCGAACGUGAUUUAACCUUGUCAGUCGAUCAUUCGCAGACAGAGUUGAAUCCAGGUUUUUUGCCCAAACUUGAUGAUGUGAGGAAAGAUGAAUUAAUUUCGAACGAUAAAAAAGACGAUAAGAAAGAAAUUAAAGUUGUGAUAGAGGAUGCUAUAAUUGUAAUGGAAGAUGCUAAAUUUCGUAUAAUAGACGAGGAAAAUAAAUUAGCUGACGGAGAUAUCGAUAAUAAGCCACCGGAAGAAAAUGAUGAAAAGCCCCCGUUGGUCACUGAAAAUGAUAUUGCACGAAAAUUGCAAGAAGUGAUAGGAACUGAAAAGAAAGAACAUAUAGUUGAUUGGGUAGUCACUAUAGCAAAUUUAGACGCUUUAAGCCAUGCUACCCGUUCGAACGAAUCUGUCAGUUAUGGUAUAUUGCAUGGUACCCUUGGUAUAUUGAAGGGUAUUCUUUUUGAUAUUUUUCUCUGUGUAUGCAUCUAACAUUGUUUUGUAUGCAAUUUAUAUUUAUCGAAGUUUUACAUCACAUAAGCACGCGGUGAGCAACUUUUGUUAUUCAUAUUGAUAUUGAUAUUUUUCGUAUGUUGUUAUGCCAAUUUUUUACACUUUCAUCACUGUGUCAGGGUCGAUAAGGUACAAUUUCCACGUUUCUAGUUUCACUCGGGACAGGUGAGAAUUAUGACGUGAAUAUCACAAUGAACAAAUAUUACUGAAGCUACUAUUGCACCAAUAGCACUUCUAUUGUUUAGGAUUAAGAUUAAUUCUACCUUUUCUCAUGACCUGAAAAACAUCGACAUUAGAAGCCACGUACUAUUAUACUCGUCGGGUUGUGUCGUAGAACCUGUUUCAAGGUAUUUCUGUUUCUAAACUUCAUAGAGCUUUCGCAACUAUAGACUAGAAAUAUUUUUUUA
Molecule: messenger RNA, 3688 nt
Organism: Apis florea (little honeybee)
Lineage: Eukaryota; Metazoa; Arthropoda; Insecta; Hymenoptera; Apidae
Product: casein kinase I
Biological process (GO): protein phosphorylation
Molecular function (GO): protein kinase activity; ATP binding
Source: RefSeq, a predicted model, not a curated record